UCUGAAAGGAAGGUAGAGGAGUCCGCCGUCGCGCAAGUUGCGCGGCGGUUAGAAGAAGACGCUUGCGAGAUCCUGUCCCGCAGAAGAAGGGAGGCAGCGCUGCGGCUGGUGCCCGGAGGAAAGGCACAGGUCUUCCUUCAAGAAACAUAUUACCUUCGUUUUGCUUGACGGAGGCGACUGACAUCAACAGGAGAGAGAAUGAAGGCAUCGACUAAAAUGGCGACUGGAACUACCUUGCGCCGGAAACAAUCCCGCUCCAGGAGCGAGAACUCUGACUACACGGAGAAGGAGAAAGAGAUGAUGGCCGAGAUAGAGCUGAGGAAGCUGCAGCAACAGUUCCGGAUCAUGGUGGAGAAUCGGAAGUCUUUUGGCAUCAAGACUCAACGGCAGUUGUUCCAGCAGGAGAGGCAAAUCCACGCCUUGAAACAAGAGCACGGCGAGAUCGAUUUACUUUUGAGCCUCACCAAGUCGCCUCGGAACCUUUUCAUCGACGACCGCAACUGCAUGGAGCUUAAAUUCCUUUUGCAGACCAAGGACGAAUACGACGCCCUCAUCAGAGCCACCAAGGCCUUGAUCUCAGAACUGGAUGACAAGAUCAUAGAACUGGAGAACAAGAUUAAGAAACAGAAAAUGCUUGUCAUCAAAAUGAGGCAGGAGUAUGAUGGCAGGUGGUUGCAGAAGCAGAUCCAGCUCUUGGACAACCGACUCCACCACCUCACGGUUUAUUUUGACACCAUCCUGAUCACCAAUGCCAAACUCCGCGAGGAGAUAGAAAACCUCCAGUGCCGGAAGUCUGUCUUCGAUACCAUCUACUCCCGGCUUCACAAAGAGCUAGAGCAGCAGAGGAAGACAAUGGACUUGUCUAUUGAGCAAUCGACGCAAGCCUAUGAGCAAAGGGUGGAGGCUCUUGCCAGGAUCUCUGCAAUGAAGGAGCGGCGCUGCAAGGACAUCGCGCAGUUCAACAUUGAGUUUCGGGAGCUGGAGCGGAUCUACAACCAUGAGACCAAGCUGAAGGCUUUCAUGCUCAUCAAGUCGGUUGACCGCUCAGAAUUUGAGGAGCAGGCCAAAAAGGAAGAAGCUCUCAAGGCCAAGAAGCGAGCCAAGACCAAGGGGGAGAGCUUUGAGAGUUACGAGGUUGCCUACAUGCGACUGCUGAAGCUGACGGAAAACGGGGACAUUGACCUGCUGGUGGAGGAUUUCAUUGAGAAGGAGGAGAAGAACUUUGCCUACUUCAGCUACGUCACCGAACUGAACAAUGACAAUGAGAGGCUGCAGAAGAGGAUCGAAGACGUCCAGAAUGAAAUCAGCAAGCUGAAAUCCGAGCACAAGAAGGAGGAAGACAUCGCUCACGGCAACUUGAAAGAACUGGAGGAUAAGCUGCAGAAGACCACGGAAGCUGCCAACCUGUAUGAGUACAAGCUGAAAGAGAACAGAAAGAUCCUGGACCAGCUGAAGCAGGCGGUGGACUUCCUGUUCAAGAAAACUGGCUGCGAUGCCACCAAGAUCGGGGAGCACCUGGGCGAGACGGGGGAGAUCACAGAUCAGAACCUGAUGCAGUAUUUCAGCAUCCUGGAGAAGAAAAGCAACGACCUCUUGCUGAUCGAAUCUUUCCUGCGUUACAAGGAGCUGGAGGGGGAGCUGGAUUCGGUCCCCAUGCUGAACCCCUUUUUGGGCGGCUCUGCCUUCCUGAAGAAACUGGAGACCAUUAAGAUUGCGCCACCUUCUUUCAGCGUCGAUCCCUUCGCAGAGACGCUGGAGCCCUUGGAGGGUCCUCUGGACCACAGCACCCUGCGGGCCAUGAUCCUGGAGAACCUGGAGAGGGAGAAGAUGAAAUCGCUUAAAAACUCGGUGGAGAGAAUGGAGGCCAGCCGAGAAAAGAAGAAGUAUUCCACCAUACCCUAAGAGGAGGCAGGCAAGCACCCCGGCCAGGAAGCCCAGGGAUUCUCAGCCCAGUUCAUAGACUAUGUAUGUGCGUAUAUAUAUAUAUAUUUAUAUUUUAAAAAAUACAAAAUGGGAUGGAGUACCAAAAUGGGCUCUCUUUUGUAAACAUAAAAGGUUAUUAAUAAAGGACACAAUUUGA
Molecule: messenger RNA, 2080 nt
Organism: Podarcis raffonei (Aeolian wall lizard)
Lineage: Eukaryota; Metazoa; Chordata; Lepidosauria; Squamata; Lacertidae
Product: coiled-coil domain-containing protein 63-like
Exons: 12
Coding region: 199-1902 (567 amino acids)
Biological process (GO): outer dynein arm assembly; cilium movement
Cellular component (GO): axoneme
Source: RefSeq, a predicted model, not a curated record